GGAGGACGCGGGGCCCGGUGCUGGCCUCAGCAUGGCCGAGAUCCAGGCGCUGCCGAAGCUUCGGGAAGACUUCCGGAUGCAAAAGAAAUCUGUCUUUAUUCUGGGCGCCAGCGGGGAAACAGGCAGAGUGCUCUUAAAAGAAAUCCUGGAACAGAACCUGUUUUCCAAAGUCAUGCUCAUAGGCCGGAGGAAGCUCACCUUCGAGGAGGAAGCAUACAAAAACGUGAAUCAAGAAGUGGUGGACUUUGAAAAGCUGGAUGACUAUGCGUCUGCCUUCCAAGGUCAUGAUGUUGGAUUUUGUUGCCUAGGCACCAUCAAAUCGAAAGCUGGAGCAGAAGGAUUUGUUCGUGUUGACCGAGAUUACGUGCUGAAGUCAGCAGAGCUGGCAAAAACUGGAGGUUGCAAACAUUUCAACUUGUCCUCUCGAGGAGCCGAUAAGUCAAGCAAAUUUUUGUAUUUACAAGUUGAGGGAGAAGUAGAAGCCAGGGUUGAAGAAUUAAAAUUUGAUCGUUACUCAGUAUUUAGGCCUGGAGUUCUGCUGUGCGACAGGCAAGAAUCUCGCCCAGGUGAAUGGCUGGCUAGGAAAUUCUUUGGCUCCUUACCAAACUCUUGGGCCAGUGGCCUCUCUGUGCCCAUGAUGACUCUGGUGAGAGCAAUGCUGAACAACUUGGUGAGACCAGGCGACCAGCAGACGGAAGUCCUGGAAAGCAAGGCCAUCCACAGCCUGGGAAAAGCUGACAGCUCUCUCAAGCUGUGACCAUGCUGUGGAAAUGCUUUU
This is a messenger RNA of Heterocephalus glaber (naked mole-rat), 778 nucleotides long. Lineage: Eukaryota; Metazoa; Chordata; Mammalia; Rodentia; Bathyergidae. The record is from RefSeq and is a predicted model, not a curated record.